Molecule: messenger RNA, 1125 nt
Organism: Pseudophryne corroboree (corroboree frog)
Lineage: Eukaryota; Metazoa; Chordata; Amphibia; Anura; Myobatrachidae
Product: paraneoplastic antigen Ma1 homolog
Exons: 1
Coding region: 1-1125 (374 amino acids)
Source: RefSeq, a predicted model, not a curated record
AUGGGUAGCUUGACAGGAGAAGAUUUAUACACUUGGUGUAUACAGAGAGGAACAAGUUUAAAGAAAUGUAUGGGAGUAGGGGGAAAUUUCUCUGACAUCCAUGACGAUGUGGUUUUAGAGACUUUAGAUAAAUUAUAUGGAGUAAGUAAACCUCGGAUCAUAGACAAAUGGAGGGAGGAAUCCGGGAGGGUAGUAGCUAUGUUAAUAGAAAUGGAAAAAGAGUUAGAUGCUAGACUAAUACCUACGAUGAUUGUAGCUGGAGGAGAGAUUGGAAGAUUAUGGCAUAUUAUAUGGCCUAAAAGUAGUGAUGAAGAAACCAUUAGUGCUCCCAUUUUAGCUUCUGCUGAAAACCCUGAAAGGGCUGGUGUGAAUAGCAAUACCCAGGGAAAUGGUGCUAAUGUAAAUGGAGGGCAGUUUGAGACUAUGGUAGAUAGAGUAGUUACCCAGUUAGAGAGGUGGCACUAUGAGGGAAGUUACAGGAGAUUGAGAAUAUUUUCAGGAAUAGUGCCUGUGCCACUUGGGGAAGAAACAUAUGAAGCUUUGAAAGAAGCUGCUGUUCAACAAGCUGAAGAGUGGCAAUGUCCUGACCAAAUAAAAAGGCAGAGGGUGGUAGAGAGCUUAAGGGGACCAGCCAUGGGUAUUAUUCAGGCAGCUAGAAGAAGCAACCCGCAAGCCACACUUGAAAUUUAUUUUGAAGCUUUGGAUUAUGCAUAUGGCACGUUAGAAGAUGUGGGAGAUUUGACUUCAAGAUUCCAUCAUACAUUUCAAGAGCCAGGGGAGAAACUCAGCGUUUAUUUGAUUAGGAUAGAUAAACUCUUGUAUAAAAUAGUUGAUAAAGGGGGUAUUACUAGAGAGGAGGUGGAUGGAAGUAGGAUGAAGCAGCUCAUUAGAGGGGCAUUUACCACUGACUUUGUGGGUCAAAUGUUAAGAUGUUCAGGAAUAAGAGAGACCCCUCCCACUUUUAAUGAUCUGUUAAAAGAGGUGAAGCAGGAGGAGGCAUUAAUUGAAAUGAGAGAAAAAACUGUAAAAAAGGUAAAAGUGAUACAACCCAUGGUGGAAGUGAAUCCAUUUGAGGAAAAAAUACUCAAAAUGAUAGAGGAACAAAAUAAAAAACUAGAACAGUAA